AUGCGCGCCCCCGCGGCUCAUACACUUGACGACCGUCGCUGGAGACGCGCGACUGAAGAAGUGAAGGUGGAGGACAGGCGCGCACUGUCACUUACCUCCAUCCAGGCACCCGACCGCAGCGCCCGAACCCUCACCCACACCCGGCCUCUCCAAAGCCUCAUAGCGCGGUGGGGGGGACCACGUUCAAGCCGGGGAUGUCUUCUGGCAGCACCACGUAACGCGCUGCUGACAGGACCCUGCACCACCGAGCCUGUUUCACGCGCGCUUCCAGCAGCGAAUUCGUGCGUAAUUUCUGCUCUCUCCACUUUUACGCACGAAGGUAGAAGGAUGCGCGGGCUGUGUGCGGUCCUUGUGGGGGCCGCGGUGGUCUCGCUGUGGCUGCUGGAGGUGAGUGCUGAGCUGGAGUCAGAGGAGAAGGACUCACGCAGACUUCCACCCCCAGAAAAGUUGGAUUUCGGAUACGUUCCCGCGGGAGUCUACGAGACGCUGGCCCACUACGAACCUGGGCCGAUCGGGAUUCUGUUCCAGCUGGUGCACACCUUUCUCCAUGUGGUGCAGCCGAACCCCUUUCCUCACGAUCUUGCCGUGACGUUGGCCAAGGAAAGGUUUGUAGCUUUACAGAAGGAAUACAGUCAGCCACAGAGCAUAGUGCUGACCCUUCAGGUGCUGUACUAUGAGAUCGGCUUUGUGGUGUGUGCCGCCCUGGGCCUAGCCUUCACUGUGCUCGUCCCUCUGGUGGGGCUCCUCUUCUGUCUGUGCCGCUGCUGUGAUAACUGUGGAGGAGAGAUGCACCAGAGGCAGAGGAAGAAUGCAGACUGCAGGAGGGGUCUGCUCGGGACGCUGCUCUUCUUCACCUCCCUGGUGAUGACGAUCGGAGUGUUGUGUUCCUACGCCUCCAACCAGACGCUGAGUUCCCAGGUGAAGAACGUGCGCAGACUGGUCAACACCAACAUGAGGGACCUGCACACUUUCGCCAACGACACACCGAUGCAAAUCGAUUACCUAAUUUCCCAGUACGCCACUGCCAAGAACAAAGUGCUGUACGACCUGGAUAACAUUGGUCCCCUCCUCGGCGGAAGGAUACACGGGACGCUGGAUAAGGAGGUGCACCCGACUCUGAACCGCGUGCUCAACAUGGCCGGAGAGAGAAUCCAGAGAGCCCUGAAAGCCAUGCGCGAGACCAAGGAGGCCUUGGAGAAUGUUAGUGGCUCCCUUGUGAUCCUCAAAGACGGGACCGGAAAAUUGGACUUCAACCUGAGCCUGGUGCGCGUCAGCAUCAACCGCACGCUGAACGACCCGGGUUGCCACGACGAAGAGUCCGAUGCCACCACGGCCCAACUGUGCCACAACAUCCGCCAGUCCUUGUCCCAGCUGCAGAUCAGCGCCAACUUCACCGGGUUAUCCGAUGUGAGACCGCAGUUGGAGAAGGUGAAAGAGGUGUUGAAAACGGACCUCAGUGAAGUAGUCCAAAGAGGCUACUCCUCCUUAAACGAUACGCCCCAUUUGGUGAUCGAGCAGACCAGGAGUGUUGUGGAAAGUGUCCGGACGUUGGUGAACGAAAUAGGCAAAAACAUCACCAGGUUUUCUAAAGAGUUCCCAGUGCAGAGCUGCCUUUCCAACUUCACCAUCUUCAUCAGCCACGCACAUGCCAAGAUCGAGGACUACUACCCCGAGAUUGACCAGAUGGACUUUUACAGGUGGGCUGCAUGUAUCGGCCUCUGCUGUAUGGUGGUCCUGGUGCUGGCCUUUAACUACCUGGGUCUGCUGUGUGGAACUCUGGGAUACGACAAGCACGCCUCCCCCACCACAAGAGGCUGCAUCUCCAACACCGGGGGCACCAUGCUUAUGGCCGGUGUGGGCUUCAGCUUCAUCUUCUCCUGGGUUCUGAUGGGAGUCGUCACCAUCAUAUUUGUGAGUGGAGGAAAUGUGGAGAAACUGCUGUGUGAAGCCUUUCACACCAAAGAGCUCUUCAAGGUAGUAGACACGCCAUACCUCAUCAACCCUGAGUGGAAAAACUUCAUCCCCGGAUACAUGUACAACGACUCGGAGCUGAACCUGACGGUGGAGAGCUUUUACAGCACGUGUAAGGAGAAUAAGGGGAUCUACUCGGCUCUGCGCCUGGACAAAGUUUUCAACAUCACAUCUUUUCUCAACACGUCAGAGUUCACAAAGGAGCUGGUGGAGGAGCUGGAGUCUGUGAGGAUUGACCUGAGAAGCAUCACGCUGCUGGAGGCCGAAGGGAAACGGAACCUUUUGGACUUCUCUGAGGCCGGCCUGUCGGAGAUAAACCACGCUGAAUACCUGGAGGAGGUCAACAAAGGAGUCACUGCUGUGGAUCUGCUGUCAUACGCACGAGAGCUGGAGGCCCAGUCAGACCUGAUGCCACGUAGCCCUCUGCAGAGCGCUCUGAAAGGCCACAUCGGAACACUGCGGCAGAUCCACACUCAGCAGAUCAUGCCCAUGGAGCAGGCUUUGAAAUAUGUUAGAGCACGGAGUGCCUUGAAUCAGAGCAUGCGGUACCUGGAGAGGACCACCUCAGACCUGCCCAACAAAGUCUUAGCCGUUCUGGAAGCCAUUGACGCCGCGCAAUUUCUGAUCUCGCAAAAUGCUUCCAACUUGAUCCGCCAGGAAACUAGAAAGUACACGGCGACCCUUGUGGGCUACUUUGGUCAAUACAUCGAGUGGGUGAAGAUGUCCCUCAUGGAAGAAGUUGCCCAGUGCAAGCCCUUCAGCAACAUAAUGGACACGGCCGAAAUUCUGACCUGCAGUUUCCUGGCUGACUCCAUGAAUGCGUUCUGGAUGGGCCUGGGCUGCGGCACUCUGCUCCUCAUCCCCAGUAUGGUGCUGGCGGUGAAGCUGGCCAAGUUCUACCGCCGCAUGGACACGGAGGACGUGUACGACGACAUUGAAACUAUUCCUAUGAAAACUAUGGAAAUUGGUUUCCUCGGGCCUCUGCUCCCCCGAGGCAUAUCGACUGGUGACUGCUUCCCCGGACAGGGCCCCGGAGAACUGGCACUAAACACCUCACUGCCGCGCUUCCUACAUGUGAAGAGUAAAAUACUGCUGAUGACAUGGACUUUACCCCCAAACGAAGCCACAACAGCUGCACAUCAUCCACUGUUCAUCUGA
This is a messenger RNA of Knipowitschia caucasica, 3129 nucleotides long. The record is from the annotation of a GenBank genome assembly. Lineage: Eukaryota; Metazoa; Chordata; Actinopteri; Gobiiformes; Gobiidae.